This is a messenger RNA of Hevea brasiliensis (rubber tree), 2541 nucleotides long. Its product is annotated as protein SIEVE ELEMENT OCCLUSION B-like. Bases 117 to 2186 code for a protein of 689 amino acids. The transcript has 7 exons. Gene Ontology annotation, biological process: phloem development. The record is from RefSeq and is a predicted model, not a curated record. Lineage: Eukaryota; Viridiplantae; Streptophyta; Magnoliopsida; Malpighiales; Euphorbiaceae.
CUAGCUAAUUUGAAGACUCCCAAAGUCCCAGACUUGGUCUUCCGUCUCCGACUCUCUCCGCAAAUUUUCCAUAUAAUAACCCUCCUUCCACAUAUCCACACCCUAAUCUUGCAAACAUGUCUUGGUUAUCCAACGUUUCCUCACUGAAGCAGCAAGUGACUGCUCAAGUGACUCAAGGUCUCCUCUCGGCUUCGAAACUAUUGGAGUCCGAUGAGGAUGCAAUAAUUAAGAAAGUUCAAAAAACCCAUAAACCUCAGGGUCGCCAAGUUGAUAACCUUGACGGUUUAUUCAGCAUCAUUGGCAAAAUCUUGCUUCAUGACAAUCCCAAAAGUGAUCAUGAUGUUCCAAAUGAAAAAUCAGUAGUGCAUGAAGUACCGGCUUCCCCCAUAAACAAAAUCUGCUGCAAGCUAGCAUGCAAUUGCACGGAUAGAGAUGCGGAAGAAACAACUAUGACGAUUCUCGAAAAAGAACUUCAAAACUAUCUGUGGGAUGAAAAGCUGGUUAUUGUGGCAGCUGCUUUUGCAGUGAAUUAUGGUGAAUUUUAUCUGCUUACUCAGCUUGACACUCCAGAUCCAGUUGCCAAGAAUAUGGCUUUCCUUAAGCAGCUGCAAUUCAUCAAGGAAAUUGGCAGUGCAUCCCAAAAUCUCUCUGGAGCAAUUAAUGAGCUUAUCCACGCCAUAAUGACUGUAAUCAAAUGUGUUCUCCAGUUCAGUGUUCUAGAUCCUAAGUAUUUUGAAGCUGAAGAACAACCAUCUGCCCCGACUGAAAUAGCCAGAGCUACCUACUGGACGAUUUAUAGUGUUGUGACCUGCAGCUCUUAUAUUGCUAAACUUGUUGGGUUGAGAAAUCAGAACACCAUGGCAGAAAUGACAUCGCAACUGAAAACGCUGGCUUCUAAAGUUAGUAGCAUGCAGAAAGUCCUGCAAGUUAAAUUUUCUCAUCGCAAACAUGAAAUUGAAACUUACAAGUGGCUCAUCAAUCGUUUCAACACAUACCAAGACCAUACCAUCCUCAGCGACUUAUUUGACGUCGAGGGUGGGAAGACAGCCCUUGUGGUAGGCCAUGACAACAAGAAAGAGGUCGAUAUUAAUUCGCUAAAGGGCUCCAACGUGUGGCUGCUCAUAUCUGGUCCUGAUGCCUGUCAUGCAGAAAUGAAGACUCUUACUAAAUUGUACCUAAAACUGCAAACCAAGGAGCAGAAUAGGUAUCAUAUAGUGUGGCUUCCAAUUGUGGACGAGUUCAAUGAACGCGAGUUUUCGUCAUUGCAAUCCCUGAUGCCUUGGUACACAGUGCGAAAUCCUAAAAUCAUCAAACCAGUGGCCAUUAGGUACAUCAGGGAGGUAUGGAAAUUCACAAAUGAGACAAUUCUGGUGCCACUGCUUCCAAAAGGACAUUCAAAAUCCCUUACCCCUCGUACUCUUGACCCGCUGUGGAUAUCAGGAGAUUUGCUCAGCCUAUUCUCUGUUCACGAUCCAAAGAAAUCACUGUGGCAUCAGAAUCUGCAGAUAACCCUGGAUCUACUUCUCGGAGGAAUUUAUCCAGAAGAUUCGUCGAAACCAGCUUCAAUCUUAUGCCUUUACGGAGGAGAAGACAUCAAGUGGAUCGAGGACUUCACCACUAUGAUAAAUCGGGUUAAGAAUUCCACAAAGAUAAGCAUAGAUUUGGUUUAUGUGAGCAAGAGCAAUGCCAUCGAUCAUUACAACAAUGCCAUUUUCGAUUUCAUCACGGCAAAGAAGGUUGGUGGAUACUGGAAAGCUGAUGAAACACACAGUUGGCACUUUUGGACCCGAUUGGAAAGCAUCUUUUCUUGGGGGAUACAAGAUGGCAAGAAUGCUAAAAUAAACGAUACCAUGAGAGAUGUCAUGUCUUUGCUAAGCUUCAAUGGCAGCUACAAGGGAUGGGCUGUGUUUGGUCAAUUAGGAUCAUCUCAUAAAGUGGUGAAAGCCACAGGAGAAGUCGUUCUGGAUGUGUUAAGGAUAAAUAACUGGUGGAAAGCUGGCACGAACGUUGAUUCUUUUAUGCUAGCACUCAACCAACAGAUCGAACAACAUCUUAAGGUCCAAAAACACCAUUGUUAUCACGUUGUUCUCCCCACCACUGUUCCAAGGGUCCCAGAUGAGAUGAUGAUAUGCGCAAUUUGUGAUCGUAAAAUGGGCAAGUACCUGAUGUACCGUUGCUGCGAGUAGUGACCAAGCUUGGCUUGUUAUGGUGGAGGUGAUCACCGGCCAUCUGGUGUUUCGUUGAAAGAAUAAAUAAAUAAUUAAUGCGAGAAUUUUCUUGCAUUGCAAUUUAGGAUAUUCUGUGUUUUAGUGGUUAAUGUCUAGACUGGACGAUUAACCAGUCUCCACAUAAGUAUUUGCUUGUGUGUAUGUUAAGUCUAGCUCUAUACGAGCUAAGUAUGUGCUUGUGUAUGUUGUGCAAUAAACCUUGAAUGCUUGCAGUGCAAACACCUCCCCAGUUUGGUGUGCUUUCAACGAACUGUUAUAAUAAAACUUGAAGGCUGUAUUAAGCCUUUAUCAAUAUAUGUGUCUCUUUGUUCUA